AUGUUGAAAGCAGUAAUUCUUAUUGGUUCUCCUCAAAAAGGUACUCGUUUUCGUCCAUUAUCAUUAGAAAUUCCAAAACCAUUAUUUCCUAUUGCUGGUUAUCCAAUUCUUCAUCAUUUGAUUGAAUCAUGUGCUCAAUUACGAGAAUUACGUGAAAUUCUUCUUAUUGGAUGUUAUCAACCAAAUGAAGCUCUUUCACGUUUUAUAGCAAAUGCACAACAAACAUUUAAUUUAUCAGUUCGUUAUUUACAAGAAUAUGCAUCAUUAGAUACUGGCGGUGGUAUUUAUCAUUUUCGUGAUUUAAUUAAAUCGAAUCUAUCGGAUAGGGAUGUAUUUUUUGUAAUUAAUGGUGACAUUUGUGCAGAUUUACCAUUAGUUGAAAUGCUUCAAUUUCAUCAUGAGAAUGUUGGAGAAAAAGGUUUUACUAUAUUAGGUACCGAGGCUACUGAAAAACAAUCAACAAAUUAUGGUUGUAUAGCAUGGGAUAAAAAAACUAAUGAAGUCAAACAUUAUGUUGAAAAACCAUCAACAUUUGUUUCAACAACAAUUAAUUGUGGUGUAUAUGUAUUUACUAAACUUAUAUUUCAAAUUUUAUCUGAAACUUAUCGAAAUAAUCAACAAUUAUAUAAUGAAUCGAUACCUAUUUUUCAUGAGUCUUCACCAACAUUUACAAAUUAUGAUUCAGGAUUUGCUCGUGAAAAUAUCCGCUUAGAAAAAGAUGUUCUUUCAAAAUUAGGAGGUACUGGUCAAUUAUAUGUGUUCCCAAUGGGAAAUAGAUUUUGGACUUCAAUUAAAAAUCCAAGUUCGGUUAUUUAUGCAAAUCGACAUUAUCUUGAAAUCUAUCGAAUGUAUCAUCCCGAACGUUUAUAUAAACAAACUGAUUCUAAAGGACCAACAAUUAUUGGUGAUGUAUUUAUUCAUCCAACAGCAUGUGUUGCACCAUCAGCUGUGUUAGGUCCAAAUGUAUCCAUUGGUCAAGAUGUAACAAUUGGUUAUGGUGUACGUGUAAGAGAAUCAAUUAUAUUGGGCAGUUGUGUUUUACAAGAUCAUUGUUGUGUUCUUUAUUCAAUUAUUGCAUGGAAUUCAACUAUUGGACCAUGGAGUAGAGUUGAAGGUACACCAAAUGAUCCUGAUCCAAAUAAACAAUUUUCAAAAAUCGAACAAGAUUCAUUAUUUCAAGAUGGAAAACUUCAUCCAUCGAUUACUGUUAUUGGAAAUAAUGUAUCAAUUCCAGGAGAAGUUGUUGUUCUUAAUGCUGUUGUAUUACCACAUAAACAAAUAGGAUCAAGUUCGAAAAACCAAAUUAUCUUAUAA
Rotaria sp. Silwood1 is the source of this 1314-nucleotide messenger RNA. The record is from the annotation of a GenBank genome assembly. Lineage: Eukaryota; Metazoa; Rotifera; Eurotatoria; Philodinida; Philodinidae.